AUGUGCAGCUUGCGCGACGUGGACUUCAAACCCCAAGAGCAAAUAAUACAAAAACGUUUUUCCCGGCCUCCGGGGCGGCGCGGGGGACAGGUCGCGGCGGGCACCGUAAUCAUCCUCCUCAUUCAGGUUGUGCUGACCCUCACGGCCGUUGAUGAUUGGGGGGGCGACACAAGGGAGGCGAUGGUUGAGGUCGAGGAGGCGAACCUGCUCAAGCUUGCGGAAGCGAAAGCCGAGUUUGUGUCUGAGCAAUUCGGAAGGGUCGAGGAGAGCAUUUUGCAGCUGCAAACGUUUGCGGGGCAGGCCGUUUUGGCCGUUCCAGAGACGAUGACGGUCGACUCGUACAUGACCAGCUAUUCGGGACUCCUGCAAUCUGACACCACGUUCGAUAAUAGUGUUUGGCAACCGGGGUAUAUCCCGGACCUGCCUACGGGUGAGGUGCCCGAGGCCGGCGGGUCCCUGGAAAGCCUGCUCAACCGCUCGUCGCUGAUGGACGUUCCCUUUCGGGGAAUGCAGCGGCAGCACCCCCUUGUGUACCUCGCAGCCUUGGACGAUCCAUCCCCCGCCGAUGGCACGAUCUCGGAUAUCAACUUCCAGGCUUACGCCGGGUUCGAUAUGACCCCUUACCUGCAAUGGGGCCUGGUUGGGGUAUGCGACAGCUGGGAUGAAACCACCUACACCGGGGACUCGUACGAGCCGCGAUGCAGACUGUGGUACCAAAACGCCAUCGAGAAUGGCAACACCGGGGUCAUCUUCACCAACCCUUACGAGGCCGCCAGCUCGCAGGAGCUGACCCUAACGGCAGCAGCGCCGGUCUUCAACUUGGCCGGCACCGUGGCCGGAGUGGUUGGGCUGGACAUCAACACGACAAACAUCGAGAGCUCCAUCAAGGACCUCAAGGUCAUCGACGAUGACGGUUAUGCCUACCUGCUGGCCCCGGGCGGGGACGGGCAGGUGGCCGUUCACAGGGACUUGUUGGGCUAUGGCGGCGUGACCUACAUCCUGGACUUGGAGUUCGGAGACGACGCCGACGAAAGCGGCGAGGAGGAAUCACAGUUUCUUGAUCUUGUCACCGAGAUCUCCGCCACCUGCUCCGGCUCCGCGGAAUACUCGAGGGACGGAAGUACGUGGAUCCUGGCCUGGAAGCACGAGACCGUGAGCGGCGCCGGCGCGUCUACUGCCAGCGACGACUGCGGCGACGGUGGCUUCAUCGCCGUGGUGACGGUCAGCGAGUCGGUUCUGUUGGAGACCUUCUCCGAGACGAAAUCACAGAUUUCCCGGGUGGUUCUCUUCGCGAGCCUCAUCAUGGCCCUGGUGCUGGUCGCAAUCGUCUGCAUCAUGGUUGUCACUGCUCGAUUCGUGGCUCGCGGGAUCGUGGGUCCGAUCAACCAACUCAUCGGUGCCGUGUACGCACUCAACAGGUUGGAUUUUUCGCGGCAGCCGCCAGGGACUCGGAUCGUCCACGACAUGCCCUCCAACGACAUGCUCUCCCCCGAGGUUGACGACUUGGUGGAAGCCUUCGAGUCCAUGAAUACGGCAGUAAAGUUCGCCAACACAACCCUCGCCACAGGAAACAUGGCCGCGGCGAAGUCCAUCUACUUGGAUGCCCUAAAACUCUUCAUAAAGCUGGAAAACGAGCGUGGAAUCGGCAUCGUGCGGAACAACCUCGGCAACAUUUGCGCGAUGGAGGCCGGAGAGCUCGUGGCGCAGGCAAGGGAUGCAAGAAAUCCGGCCCAAGCCAAGGCUCUCAUGGAAGCGGCGCUGCUGAGUUUUACCGACGCCGCCAUCAACUUCAAGCUCGCCAUCGACGACGCCGAGAUGCUCUGCGCAGCCACCAAUCACCAACCGAAUGGCGUUUUACCGCAGCACCCGAGCGCCCACCACGGUGGUCGUGACGGUGUCGGCGAGACCAAGUUUGAGGAAGACGUUGAGGCUGCACAUGCUGCACUCGCGGAUGUGGACGCAAACGACGACGAUGACGAUAACACAUCACACGCCGCUCUUGACCGGCAGCUCGCUAGCCGCAAGUCUAACCUUGCUCGGUGCACCGAAGCCAGGGGCAAUAGCGCCGUUGCAACGGGAGGGAAGCCAGACCUGGAAGUCAUCAACGAGGCCAGGAAUCUGUUGCAGGAGUGCAUCCAGCUAACCUCCGCCGACCUUAACAGCGGAGGAAACCGCAGCACCGGCGACACGAAGAACGACUUACAGCGAUUUGGAUACCUCCUCCAAUUGUCCGUCCUGGAGCGAGGGCAAGGUAGAUUUCAGCAGGCAGGGGAAGCACUGGAUGCGGCCGAGCUGGUGAUCGCGCCCUACGAGAGGCACAGCGUCGACGCGGGGCCGGGGGCGACGACGGCGACGCCUCUGGAAACCCCAGUUCACAUCCUCCGCCAGAGGCUGUUGGAGGCGCGCGCCGCCCUCAGUGUGGCAAACGGCUACCACGAGGAGGCAAUCGAUCACUACACGCAAGCCUUGAUUGGGACGGGAGACAUAAUCGACCCCAGCGUUGCCACGGCAUCGCUCUUGGGGCUCCGCGGUCUGGCCUCUGUCGGCAACUAUGGCCGCCUUUUCUCCUCCGAGCUGCUGGUAGCGUUGAGUUUGCAUCCUGGCGCGGGCAAGGACCCCGAGUGCUUGACUUCGGCGAUUGACCACGGUCUGGACAGGGUUAAACGGGUCAAAACAAGAAUGGCAGCAGCGCGAAAUGACUCUACGAGGAAGACCGACGUAGAUUUAUGCUUCGUGAUGGACUGCACAGGAUCGAUGCAACGGUGGAUUGACCAGGCCAGGACCAGGUUGCUGGACAUCAUUGACCAGGCAAAAAAGGACGUCGCCAACAUCAACCUGCGGGUGGCCUUCGUUGGGUAUCGCGACUUCGGAGAUAAAGUGCAGUACGAGACGUUCGACUUCCACAAGGAACAUGAUCUUCCCAAGCUUCGCGCCAAGCUCAACAAAAUUAAGGCCUACGGAGGCGCUGACUUCCCAGAGGACGUUGCCGGAGGGCUGAAGCUCGCCACGGAGCUGGACUGGAGGGGCACAAUCCGCCUUUGCAUCCUCCUCGCCGACGCGCCGUGCCACGGCUCGAUGUACCAUAUCGGGAUCGGGGACAGGUACCCGAAUGGCUGUCCGAAGGGAAACGACCCAUCCAAGCUGCUCUACGAACUGCAGUACGAAAUCGGUGCCGACUUCUACUUCAUCAGAAUGACACGACACACGGACAAGAUGAUCAGGGUGCUGCAGAAUAGGGCGGGGGCUAUGUGGGACAGCAACGGCAGGCCUCGCCCUUCUUCCCGGCAAGGGGCCAGCGUGGCCGCCACGCGAUAUAUCGUGGUGCACGACCUUGGCUCGGAGGACAACCGCUUCCUGGAGGUAGUUGUGGAAAGCGUCAACGUCAGCGUCAUGAACUAUCGGGUCGAACACUAACCUCCCAGAAAAUACGCCGAGGAGGAAGGGCUGGAUCUUGUCUGGACCUGGUUGCUUAAGCGAGGUUUUCAUCCUGCUCGCGCGUAUUUACCAGGCAUGCGCUAUGAUGAAUGCGUCGAGAUGGGUGGGUGAAACGCGAGCCGUAAGUUGUUGCGCCCAUCACUGCCUUCCGAGGCCCAUCACAAUGCACGCAGGGCGGGUGGUAUUGCCCAAAUUAUGGUUGAAGUCAAGGGUAAGGAUGCACCUCAAACAUUCGUUGCUGAGCGGACAAUUGUGGGGUAUGGAGAAUCGACGCUAUUCCCAGAAAUUCGGCGGGCCCUGUCUUCGGUGUCACUUCCAAUGAGAGAGCGAGGAAAAUAGAUGGCGAGAAAUACGGAAAGAAAAAAGCCAGAAAGAAAGUGCUGGAAGAUACAGCACCCCACUGUGGACGUUGGAGCUAUGGUGUUGCCAUAUCCGGCUGUCGUUUUCUUAGCCAGCUGGUGUUUUCCUGAUUCUUGAUUGUUUUUUUCUCGAAAACACGCGUUUUCGAGAAAUAAUAACCGCCCGAAGCGACCAUUGACACCCGGAGGUGAGCGGUGGAUCGCGGAGCGAGGUUUCGAUUGAUGCGGCCGGACUAACAGCACUUGGCAGAGGUAGCAUGAGCAAGUGUAACAGACCGUUCCGGCUUGAUUUUAGAUCUGGCUUGCGUUUCGCGUUGGCUCGAAUUCAGCCACCCGCUUCGUGUGCGUGUCGUUGGCUGAACAAAUUAUUGCCCUGUUGGUGGGGGCGGGGGGGUACUCGUGUUUUUCAUGCCAGUUGUUAGACUAUUGACCAAGGCUAGGAGGGCGUGGGCGGGCUGGGCGAAGGAGGAAUCUCAACGUGGUACAACUGUAUGACAUCUCUUCAAUCUCAUCAAGACGUUGACCAAAUUGAGCGACAAAAGCAAAAAUAUCGUCUACAAGACCAAGACUUAUGUAGGAGACUUAAAUUGAUGAGCAUGUUGAUGGGAUGCCCAGGGAUGCGCAAAGGUGUAGAUCAACGCGAAUGCAAAUCGAAGCGCUCUCGACAUUUGGCUUCGAAACCCCUACAGGGAAGCAAGCCUUGUUCGAUCUAUGUACAGCAAGUGUGGUCGUGGUAUGGGCGUCUUUCACUUCCUAUCUUUUUUGUUUUUUUGUUUCCUUCUUGAUCUGACAAGGGUCGUUUCCUCGUCACCCGUAUCCUUCGGACCAUAAGCACCUCCUGUAGUUCCCUGAAGAGGUGUAGAUGAUGUUUGCUUGGCAGCACCUACAGGGAGGCAAAUCUCGGUCGAUCUCUCUUCGAUCUUUGUACAGACGAACGUGUUUGAUUGUCUUCCAUUCGUGUGUUGUUGUCUUUCCUUGGCUACUUGAUCCGCCAAUGGUCGUGUCCGCCACGCGUAUUCUUACCAAAAGGUCUCGGUUCCCCCGUAAACGGUUCGCCUCCUUGAUGUGGGCGCCUAUUUGCCAUGCAUGUGUGUACCGGUAGGACGGGAAGUUUUUAAUAGUGAGGGCGAACGUUGGUUCGUUGCGGGUCGUGCACGUAGUUUGUAUAUUUUUUUUAUCGACGUUCACGUGAAGUUUUGGUUUCAACAGGUUGCAAGCUGAAACCUUUUACGCUGGCCGUUUGACCCAAGGUACUAGGUUUUGGAGGAAGAAGUCAUGUACUUUAUGUCCGUCUUUUCCAAUCAGUAUCGACCGCGUUAGCCCGUCAAUCACUAGCGAGAUGUCGGUCUAAAUGAUGAGCACGGUCUGCAUGCAAGUGCGUGGGUCAACGUGAUUGGGGAGGGUGUUGGUGGCUUGCCGUUGUCGAGCGCCUAAGAAGGAAAGCGAUGCAGCAACCAAGUAUGUGCGUCGCUGCACAUCCAAGCGGCCCCCAGUAUUCACUCAUGAGGGUCUGUCUUACAUGGUUUCUGCUUACGGUAGAGGAGGCAAGUAUUGGUAGGGCGAGGCGAUGGGAUCAAAGAUAUAGUGUUCGUGUCUAUAUUGUCUAUCGGGUUAGGGGUUUUUGUUGAGACUUUGGGCAGUUUUGGAAGGGAAAACUGUGAUCUCACAACAUCUUGAGCGGAAUCAAACCUGCGGACGAGACUACCCAAACGGUGGGGAACGC
This is a messenger RNA of Ectocarpus sp. CCAP 1310/34, 5517 nucleotides long. The record is from the annotation of a GenBank genome assembly. NCBI's taxonomy places the organism in Eukaryota, Phaeophyceae, Ectocarpales, Ectocarpaceae.